CUUCAUCCCAACUGGUGCCAUUCCAGUUUGUCGAGACCUGCUCGGUCCAGGGGUUGCGGUCCAAGACGGACGAUGAUGGACAGCUUCUUGAUUAGGAAGCUCAACCCACUGCCCUUUUUCAAUGUCUAUCAGCAAAAGUAUAUUAUGUGUAUACAGCAUUCCAGUCCGAUCAAUUCCAAUCUCAAAGAUACCGGCCCCCAUCUUCCAGACACCUCUUUCACUCUGCAGGGCUCCGUUCUUGUGCAAUCAUCCCCGUCCCGUUCGGAAACAGCGCGGCCGAAGAAUCAGAGGCUCCACCGUUCUUAAGAUUGCCCCCUGCGUCCCUGCCAGCGAAGGUCGUUGCCAAGGGUGUGGAAAUCGCACUAGAACAAGCCGGGGAGUCGCCCUCUCGCUCACGCAAUUUUCUCGACCGCUGCUUCUUUUUCUCUCGCCUCCUCCCCCCCUCCCCCCCAUUCUCUUAUCUAGAGCAAGCUCGCGUCGCGUGGGAGAGGGACCGUCUCCGUCAACUUUGUCUUUUGCUUCUCAUUUUCUCCCGUUUUGCGCAUUCCACUGCGCACAAUUCUUUCAAGAUGGACGUCGUCCUCGAAGUUUGCGAUACCUUUCUGUUCGAUUACAUGUACCAAUGGGUGCUCCCAGCGCGUCCAGCUCCAUCCGGCCUCACAUCCCAGACCUUUGCCAAUGGCACCUCCAUGUCAACAUGGCAGUACAAGCCCGCGACAGAGUACCUGUACCUGACACCAUCACAAGCCGCAUAUGGCAGUUUAUGGGCUAGAGAUAACAUCUGGCGCCAAGGAGUGUCGCUGUUCCUCAUUCUCUGGAUCUUCGGCUUCCUCGUCUACUUCGUCUUCGCCUCCCUCUCCUACCUCUUCGUCUUCGACAAGAAAACCUUUGAGCACCCCAAGUUCCUCAAGAACCAAAUCUGGCUCGAAAUCAAGCAAGCCAACGAAGCCAUGCCCAUCAUGGCCCUCUGCACCGCCCCCCUCCUCGUCGCCGAGGUCCGGGGUUACGGUUUCCUCUACGACACGCUCGACGAAGCCCCCUGGCCGUGGUGGAACUGGUUCCAAAUCCCCCUCUUCCUCUUCUUCACCGACUUUGGCAUCUACUGGAUUCACCGUGGCCUUCACCACCCCUGGGUGUACAAGCACCUCCACAAGCCUCACCACAAGUGGAUCAUGCCCACGCCCUUUGCCAGCCACGCCUUCCACCCUCUUGACGGCUAUGCGCAGAGCCUGCCGUAUCACAUCUUCCCCUUCAUCUUCCCGCUGCAAAAGGUGGCGUACGUGGCGCUGUUUGUGUUUAUCAACUUUUGGACGAUUAUGAUUCACGACGGGGAAUACAUUGCCAACAACCCCAUCAUCAACGGGGCGGCGUGCCAUUCGAUUCAUCACUUGGCCUUCAACUACAACUAUGGCCAGUAUUUUACUCUGUGGGAUCGGAUUGGCGGGAGUUAUAGGGCGCCGGAGCAGGAGAUGUUCCAGAAGGAGGUCAAGAUGAGCGAGGAGCAUUGGAAGAAGGAGGUGGAGGUGAUGGAGCAGAUCCAGCUGGAGGUGGAGGGGGAGGAUGAUAGGGAGUAUGAGCCUGAGAUGGAGACGAAGAAGAGGCAGUGAGAAGCUGCUUCUUUCGAUAUCAAAACUUUCUUGGGGGGGUUGGCUUGGGGUUGACCGUUCUUUUGGGUUACCACCCCGCGGCGGCUGGUGGUCUGGGGUGAGGUUGAGCAGAAAGCUCACGGUCGGUGGUGUUCAUGAUGAAAAUGUAAUGGAGGGGUGGUUUCAUGUUGGGCUUUUGGGAAAGUAGGGUUUUUUGUCCAGUGCUGGAUAGUGAAGGGUUUUUUUUUAUAUGAGGAAUGCGCGUCUGUAUAUAAUAAUUAUCUUUGGGUUGGUUUGGACAUGUUAAUAUCAUUGGGAGGAAGGAGGACAGGUGGGGCGGGG
Podospora pseudocomata is the source of this 1928-nucleotide messenger RNA. RefSeq names its product c-5 sterol desaturase (gene ERG3). Gene Ontology annotation, biological process: sterol biosynthetic process. Gene Ontology annotation, cellular component: membrane. The transcript is spliced from 2 exons. The record is from RefSeq and is a predicted model, not a curated record. Gene Ontology annotation, molecular function: C-5 sterol desaturase activity; iron ion binding. The coding region runs from base 570 to 1607 and encodes 345 amino acids. Lineage: Eukaryota; Fungi; Ascomycota; Sordariomycetes; Sordariales; Podosporaceae.